Messenger RNA from Ascoidea rubescens DSM 1968, 744 nucleotides. RefSeq names its product mitochondrial 37S ribosomal protein mS43 (gene MRP1). Gene Ontology annotation, biological process: superoxide metabolic process. The transcript has 2 exons. Lineage: Eukaryota; Fungi; Ascomycota; Saccharomycetes; Ascoideales; Ascoideaceae. The record is from RefSeq and is a predicted model, not a curated record. The annotation marks the transcript as partial. Gene Ontology annotation, molecular function: superoxide dismutase activity; metal ion binding.
AUCAAUAACUUGAACAAAUUAUCCGGAUCCUCUUCCCAAUCCAUAGAAGACAUUUUGCUCUACAACCACUCCACUCCCAAAAAAGAAAACAUCUACAGAAAUGCUUCCCUAUUAUACAAUUUAAAUUUCGCCAUUAAUUCUUUAAACUCAAUAGUCCAAUCACAUCCCCUCACCCCAAAUAAACAAUACAAUCCUUUCACCUCCCCUGAUAUCCCCCAGCUCUCUUCCCCUGAUCAAUUAUUGGAAACCCCAUCGAUAUCCAUUGAAAUAUCUAAUCCAAUCCAAAAUAUGGAUCUAAACGCUUGGAUCAAAACCUCUUUUAAUUCCAUCCAUGAAUUCAAAACUUUACUACUCAACUCAGCUCACGCUAUUAAAGGCGAUGGUUUCACUUGGUUGGUAGCUCGUCAAGACAACUCUCAGGGCAAAAUAUUCGUUGAUGAUUUGUUUGUUUUAAACACUUAUAACUCAGCUCAGCCAAACAAUGUCCAGUCCGACUAUCUUUCCCAUUUGAAAAAAGUCUACUUGAAAAUCCAAGAAGCACAUGAAUCGCCUUUGUUUUCAUCUAUUGAAGAAGCUAAAGCCAAAGUGAGAUCAGUUUCAAAAGUUUCCUAUAUUCCAUUACUAGCUGUUGAUGCCUCACCCAAGGCGUAUUUAUAUGAUUAUGGUGUGUUUGGAAAAAAGGUUUAUUUAGAAAGAUUGUGGAAUUGCAUUGAUUGGGAUGUGGUAGCUAGUAGAAUGCCAAAA